AUGUCUUCCACUGUGGACUUCCACUCUUCCUUUACAACUCUGGAUUCCUUCGACUUCACUGAUCACCCGUUAAAGGCCUUGGAGACCUCGGGUUCAUCACAGACUGUUCCAUUUCGGAACGGUCUGCCCACCCCUCCUAACGACAUGACUGGCAUCACUUAUAAUGCUAUGCCGCCGAUGGCCUAUGGAGGGAAAACGAAUGGGAUGCCUGCUCACAUUUACGGCCACUCACGCCCUCAGUUCGAUUCGAUUUCGUCUUCGAUGGUGGCUACUAUGAAACCGCAAAGUCAUCCCGCACCGAACAAAGAAGCCCCGGCCUCCGAACCUGUUGCUCAGAAAAAAUCGACCAGCUCUAGAGAAUCACAGCUCCGGAUCCCUUCAUCUGUCAACAAUAGCAAGGGCAGUUUGGCUGAAUUUGCUGCUCAGAUGACAUGUCUGUUUUGGUUCGAAAAAACCUCGAAACUACAAGCCAUCGAAGAUUGCCAGCAUCCAGUACCGUCACUUGUCGCUGAAGCAAUUCCCACCGUCGGAUUUCAAAAAUGGGUCGCUACGAUUCUCUCCACAACGCAAGUCAGCCAAAAUGUCAUCCUUCUGGCGCUACUUUUUAUCUACCGACUCAAGAAGUUCAACUCCGGUGUCAAGGGAAAGAAGGGUAGUGAAUUCCGGUUGAUGACAGUUGCGCUCAUGCUUGGCAAUAAAUUUCUCGACGAUAACACCUACACCAAUAAGACGUGGGCUGAGGUAUCGGGCAUUGCAGUGCAUGAGAUUCACAUUAUGGAGGUCGAAUUUUUGAGCAACAUCCGCUAUGAUCUAUUCUCUUCCGAGGCCGCAUGGUCGCGGUGGCACACCAAGCUGGGCCUCUUCGCCGAGUACUUCAACCAAGCCUCAAUGCUACCGGUCGAGUCCCCCGCCGUGCUUGGAGUAUCGCCUCCCCGUGUGCAGUCACAGUCGCCAUCUUCCAAAUUGCCGUCGCCUACGUCCGACUUCCGAACCCAGUCACAGCCCAACUGGUACAUGCCUCUAAACGGAUUGCCGCCAUACUCGCUGCCACCACAAUCGCUGAGCGGCGAAAUCACCAUGGGAGGCUCGCGAAAGCGGAGUCGCGAUGAAAAUGAAGACCUUCACCCAAUCAAGCGGACUGCAUUGUCGUCUGCCACCUCUGCUCCUUCGAUGACGGUCCCGGUGACCUCGAUGAAUGCGAUGCCCACCCUGCCACCCGUUUUGACUCCAACUUCUGCCCCGGUGGUCCCAAUGACCAGCAAUAUUUCUCGUCUCCCGCCUCCUCAUCAAUCGGCUCACAUCUCCAACGCCUACUCUACGCCUCAAUCACUACCUCCCUCUGGGCCUUCUCACCUUCCGGCUAUUAUCCCCCCAAUCUACAACCGGCCCCAAAAUUGGCAGCAAAUGCCCCCACUUUCCGUUCCCCCUAUGCAGUCUGGCAUGUACAAUGCGCCUUCGUUGUCGGAUCUAGGCCGACAUCACCAGAGCUCGUUUGGCGUGUCUUCUGGCACCGUCUCCCCGGCUGUUUCGGCCUACUCCGUCCACACACCGCAAACGCACCUCUCCCCUUCCUUUUUUCUUGCAAACCGCAAUUCGCCCUAUCGACCUGUGCGUUCCGUAAAUACCUUGCUGAUUCCACCACCAUCGAGUUCCCUGCAACAGCAGCGCAGUGUUCCGUUCGAUCACAUGCAUUACCAACCGCUCGGAAAGGGUUCUACUCGCAAAACGGGCCUGCUACCUUACAUCCAACCUGAUGCGUGGAACCAAGCUCCUUACCUCCAUCCCCUCUACCCACCUACAAGCUAUGCUGGCUGA
Molecule: messenger RNA, 1815 nt
Organism: Penicillium soppii
Lineage: Eukaryota; Fungi; Ascomycota; Eurotiomycetes; Eurotiales; Aspergillaceae
Exons: 3
Coding region: 1-1815 (604 amino acids)
Biological process (GO): regulation of cyclin-dependent protein serine/threonine kinase activity
Cellular component (GO): cyclin-dependent protein kinase holoenzyme complex; nucleus
Molecular function (GO): cyclin-dependent protein serine/threonine kinase regulator activity; protein kinase binding
Source: RefSeq, a predicted model, not a curated record